CGUUGAUGCGGAGGGUUUCAAAACAAACCGUUUCGAGCGUUUUGAUGAAAUUCGUCGCCGUCGACAUUUCGAGUGGGAAAUAUUAAACUGCUUCUGGUUUUCACGUAGCCUUUGAAAUUACAGUUGCUUCCAUUUUUAAUAACAUUACCUUGACAUAAACGUAAUUGUCAUUUCUGUAAUUUUUUAACGUUUUGGAAAAUUACUAACAAAGUGCUAAAAAUUAUAUAGCUCUGAUGCGUUAUUUAAAAGUGCAAAUUUGAAAACCGUUAACUGGGCUAUGAUUAAUUUCGUUUAUGCCGAUGCAUUUGACAUUUCUGGUUCGAAAAAAGUAAUCGCGUGCUUAAGUAGCCUGCACAAUAUUUGUGAAUGAAAGCGGGACAGAUCUAAAUGUUAGCGAGUGAGCGUGGGGCGCACACCAAUAACGACCCCUGCCUCGACGUGACCGAAUCACAGUCUCAUUCAAAAUAUCCGCAAAGUGGAGAGAGUGUCAGAGCGGAAGAAAUAUGAAUAGAGGACUCUAAACAACAACAACAACAACAACAUUAUCUUGGACCGUCGUGACACACGCGGGCAUCACAGUGCUCCUGAAUGAGAAACCCUGCAGUGGGGAGAAUUCAUCCACUUCCACCCAAAAGGUCGUAUUUUCUCCCGUGGUGUCUGUGUGGAGCGUACCACACACCCACUCCACAACAACGACGGCUUUUGCUUGCAUCUUCCAGUGUUUCUUCUGUCAGCAAGUUCAGCAGAGCUGCAACUCGUCCAGCGCCAGCCCGGAGGAACCAAGUGAGGAGAACCACGACUGUGAGAUGGUAAAAAUGACAAAGUCCAAAACCUUCCAGGCUUACCUGCCCAACUGUCACCGAACCUACAGCUGUAUCCACUGCCGGGCACAUCUCGCCAAUCACGAUGAGCUCAUCUCAAAGUCAUUCCAAGGCAGUCAGGGACGAGCCUACCUCUUUAAUUCAGUUGUGAAUGUUGGUUGUGGUCCAGCAGAGGAGAGGGUUCUUCUAACAGGUUUACAUGCUGUGGCGGACAUCUACUGUGAAAAUUGUAAAACCACUCUGGGCUGGAAAUAUGAGCAUGCAUUUGAGAGCAGUCAGAAAUAUAAAGAAGGCAAGUUCAUCAUCGAGCUGGCGCAUAUGAUCAAGGAUAAUGGCUGGGAGUGACCUUCACCUACUUCCUCUGUGCUUGGUGACCUUCAUGCUGCUCUGUCGUGGACUUUGCCGAGUGACACCACACUUGUACACGUACACAAAUGAAAAAUGCACAGACACGCACGCACACACAUCGCCGUCUACCUUGACACAAGCAGACAUCUCUAUCGGCUCAUCACAAAAACUCAAAGGCAGAGUUGAUGGAACGUGAAUAAAGACAUCUACGGUCACUGAUAGACUCUCCGGGACCUUUCCCGAGAUGUACAUGACACACUUUGGGAUUCAAACCUACUCCCUACUGGUUUCAGUGUGCUCGGCCCUUGUGUAACCGCUCCUGUAAGCUGUUAACAGAUGCCACUGUCUCACUUUUUUCUUGUCUUUUUUUACACUUUCCUCUCUUUGUGAAUAAGCAGGAGAUGACGAGGGAGUGCGUUUCAUUGUGUAUACUUUCCUUUUUGUUGGGAGUCUUCAAAUCCUUUUUGGUGGGACUGAUGUUACAGGUUAGCAUUUUCUCCUCCGAGUCAGGCCUGUUUUGAUUGUGCUCUUUCCUUUUCAUGUUGGGAUAGCAACGGACACAGAUUGACCUGCGUGUUAUAAGAGUUGGGGUUUGUUAAGGGGUUAGGCUAUGUAGCAGUAAAUCCCGGGAGGGUUUUGGGUGGGGAUUCAGCAUUGCAGUUGUAUGACAUUUUGUAUUUAUGGCGAUCCAUUUUUUUUAUUGUAUUUUAAUGGUUUUUUUCUUCUUCCUUGGAUGACUUCACUGUGCAAUUUUGAGACACUCUGGUACAGCAGUAGCGUCUAAACCCCUACAUGAGCUUUAGUUUGUCGUUUGGUGCUUUUUGGUGAAAUUACACAAACAUACGUCUAUUAGCAUUGAGUUGACAUUUGUGGCAGGUUCCAUUUUUGCAACCGUACUAAAGGUGAAAGAUUUUGCUGUGUCCUCAGAGCAAUGUUUGUGUUAUGUCCCCCCCUUCACGCCAAAUAAUGAUGACAAGAUUUUACAAAACUAUUAUUGAUGUUAUAACAAUCAUGUGUACGUUCAUUGAUAUGUGUAAUUUAUGUGUUAAACCACACUUGAACAUGCACAUGCAUGUUAGCUCUGUGUGUUUUUACGCAUUAUGUUUAUGGCAUACUUGAAUGCAGUUACUUUGUUUGCACUUUGUAGAGGCCUUGUUCAUGUGUUUAGAGGCAAAAGUCUGUCCAUUUUAUGGCCUUUUCCAUUGAUAAUUCAGUGAUUGUAUUAGAUGCUUUAAAUGAAUUUGCGGGGUUGGUUGAUUGCUGGCUUGAUCACCUCCCUCUAGUCUAAAAAAAACAUCUAUUGCUUUCUAUCGCAAACGUUUGGGCAAACCUGUUCCUUAACACAUUAGAAAAUUCAUUCGAUUUGAUUCAAGCAUCAAAUUACAGUAAAACAAAAAACACCUUUCAAAGAGUUAUCUUUGAAUUACUGUUACAUAAUUCUUUUGCUGCUAAUAGAGUAAAUGCAAUCCCAAGCUUUCACCUUAAACAUCUGCACUUUACCAGACUUUUUAUUUUGUUAUUUUUUUUUUUUUUAGCUUUUCUCUCCACAACUUUGCCUCUAAGCAGCAUGAAUCUUGUGCCUCUUCAAACGAAAAAAGAAAUCCCUCUCCUCUGUUGUGCGGCGCAUGACUCUGAGAAAACCCAGUGCAUCUGAAGCUCUGCUGGAGCUUCAAAAUGAUCUAGAAAACAACAUGACCAUAGGAGAACUUGGAAAGGAACCUCACAGAAUCUCUAUCACUUGAAAUUUUAUAAAGAAGCAUAAUAUUAUCCAGUAUUUUUCAUAGUUAGAGAUGUUAUGAAACAGUGGUGUAUAAAGGGGGGCGGGCCGUUAGUGUUGGAGGGGGCUGAGCUUGCUUCCUGUAGAUGUAAAAGAGAGGCAUAUACGUACAUAUUAUCAAAUCAUAUUGAUAAAUAUUAAGGUUUUGUUGUUUUUAAGGGCGGGUGGGAUGGUGGGCAAUAGUAGAUUGAGUGGCAAACCCUCCGCGUUCAUAAUAACAAGGUCAGUACGGUCACGUGACCUUUUAAAUCAAAGACAAUGCAAACAAAAUCGUUGUAGAAAUAUCUUACUUGAAAGAAGAUAAACCGUUACAGACAAUACAUUGUCCCUGCCACACCGUUUUGUACAUAAGUAACAUAUUUAAGGUUUUAUACAUAUUUCUACUGGGUUAGAUUCUCUACUCCCGACUUGAAGCACUUUUGUUCACAGUACCUCUGGCUUUAUAUAUGUGUGUGUGUGUGUGUGUGUGUGUGUGUGAAUGAGAUGAGUGUGUAUGUGGAUGCAUGCGUUCACUUAUUUCCUCUGUUUAUUUGUAGCUGUUUUGCCAUGGUUAACUAGUUCCUCUGCGUUCUCUUUCCUUUUCAAUGUUUUUUUUUUUUUUUUGUGUCUCACAGAGUUUUGGAUGUGUGCUCUCUUAGCUUGAUGAUAAAAACAAGCUUUGUAUUUUUUUUUCUUUUAUUAUUAAAGUUGAUUUUCAUCCUUUAAUAGUUUUCUGUAAUAGCAGAAUGUCUGCUGGUCGUGCUUUAGCAUCAUGGUCAGUGGUGAGCUGGAUUCACCUGCCGAUAUUUCAAAAUAGAAACAUCGACCCAGACCAUUUUACAAAAAACAAGCUUUCCCUAAGACUCUCAGACAAAGACCAAGGCCAGUGUCAUUCCCGGUGUGCACCAAAAAACUACAUUGCUCAGUUACUUGGUCCAACCAAAAAGCAAGUUUGUGGCCAAGUGGAAAUAUUUUCUCCUUUUGUGUUUCUUUUUUUAUUGGCUGUUGAAAGAUUGUUUACUUCCCUUUUUUGCUGUUUCUUUUGGUGACACUGUAAUUCAAAAGACAUCUAGGGACAUUGGUAUGCAAAGGAAACGAUUGUAAGUUUGCGGAGUUAUUUUCUUAGGAUUGUUCAAAUAUAAGGUCUAAAGCAUGUUGUAAUUAUAAAGUCGUGCCUGGUUUUCUUUUUUUCAUCAAAGCAAAAAAGAAAAAAAAAAGCUUUUUGUUUUUCUUCUCUUGAUUACGUUGCUUUGCAUUCAGUCCUAGUAAAGAAAAGUCUGUUUUGUCUUUUUUCACUGUAUUGUAAACUAUCAGAUAUCACAAUAAAGCU
This is a messenger RNA of Xyrauchen texanus (razorback sucker), 4255 nucleotides long. It is a transcript of the gene ypel1, whose product is annotated as yippee-like 1. The coding region runs from base 807 to 1166 and encodes 119 amino acids. The record is from RefSeq and is a predicted model, not a curated record. NCBI's taxonomy places the organism in Eukaryota, Metazoa, Chordata, Actinopteri, Cypriniformes, Catostomidae. The transcript is spliced from 5 exons.